AUGCUUAUCACUAUCAUCAGUAUAGUUACCUUGGCCCUUGCGGCUACCGCUGAUGCGCGUUAUGGGCGUGGUGGUCCACUCUCUACGAGCCAGCGCUCGCCAAUCCGCUCCGGGAUCCUCUCCAACUUCCCGGACCCUUCGCUGCACUACCUCAAUGGCACAUGGUAUGCCUUCGCGACCAACGAUGCUGCUAGCAUUGAUCCUGUCAGAGGCGCCACUGCUUCCGAGACCUUUGGACAGACCAAGGUGCAAAUGGCAACCUCGACCAACUUCAUGAACUGGACCAUCGCUCCUCCCUCGCAACAACCUCUUCCCACCCUUGGCGCUUGGUCGGGUCUCAUCCAGCUGAACGGCAGCUCAGACCACGACAAUCUUCCGAAUACCUGGGCACCGGCCGUUGUCCGCCGAAACGAUGGCAGGUAUGUCAUGUACUACAACGCUCCAGCAUCGACAAACCCAUUUCCUCAACAACCACAUCCUCACUGCGUUGGAGCCGCGUUGUCCAAGUCGAACGACCCGGCGGGCCCGUACGUCCCAGCAAACACCUCUUUUGCAUGUGCUCCAGAGCAAGGCGGCACCAUCGACGCCGAAGUCAUCAAAGACGCUGAUGGCACGAUCUGGUCUAUGUGGAAGGUCAAUGGUAACAGUAUCGGCUCUGGAGGAGAGUGCGGCAAUGCCAUCCCGCCCCUUCGUCCGACGCCCAUCAUGCUCCAGAGGAUGCUCUCCGACGGAAUGACGCCUGAUGGCGGUCCUAUCCGAAUCCUCGACCGCAUCGCCUCCGACGGUCCAUUAGUCGAAGCUCCGAAGAUCAUCCGCGUCGAGAAUACCAGUGGCCGAAAUGGAAGUGAUGCAACCUAUUUCCUCUUCUUCUCCUCUGGGUGCAUGCAGUCCCCCGCAUACAGCGUCAAGUACGCCACCUCGAAGAGCGUCACGGGUCCGUAUGUGCGUGCGAAGGAGACUCUGCUCAAGACGGGGGCGUGGGGACUGAUGGCGCCCGGAUCGGUUGGAAUCGCUCAGGACGGGGAUGGGGAUUGGAGGAUGGCUUUCCAUGCGACGAUGUGGGACGCGAAGUUGGGGCCUGUGAGCGCGAUGUUCACGACGGGUCUGGAGUUCGAGGGGGAGAGAGUGAAGUUGGUGGAUGUUGAACAGGAGUGA
Messenger RNA from Zymoseptoria tritici IPO323, 1155 nucleotides. It is a transcript of the gene MgXYL7, whose product is annotated as beta-xylosidase. The record is from RefSeq and is a predicted model, not a curated record. Gene Ontology annotation, molecular function: hydrolase activity, hydrolyzing O-glycosyl compounds. The transcript has 2 exons. NCBI's taxonomy places the organism in Eukaryota, Fungi, Ascomycota, Dothideomycetes, Mycosphaerellales, Mycosphaerellaceae. Bases 1 to 1155 code for a protein of 384 amino acids. Gene Ontology annotation, biological process: carbohydrate metabolic process.